This is a messenger RNA of Chara braunii, 2722 nucleotides long. The record is from the annotation of a GenBank genome assembly. NCBI's taxonomy places the organism in Eukaryota, Viridiplantae, Streptophyta, Charophyceae, Charales, Characeae.
UCUGGAUACAAGGGGGGGGGAUAUACUAGUAGUAAUUGCCUCUUUCGUUCUAUUCGUCGGGGGAAGAGGGUAGGUUAUUGAUUUGUUUGCUGAUUGGUUGAUUGCAUCGUGCGCGUCAAGUGAAGUUUUUUGUCAGUCUGAUUUGGAAAGCGAUGCACGCAUUUCAGAGCCAUCUCGGGGGAAGAGGAGGAGCAGUGGGAGGUGGAGGAUAUGGAGUAUCACCGCUUGUCGGCGAUGGCCUCGUGGCGCCCCCCAUGAAGGAGCGCAGCAGGAGGCUGUCGGGGUGGGUGGAGACCAACACCACUAACAGCGAUAAACAAAGUGUUGGGACUUCCUCUCCCUUGUUUGAACCCAGCAGACUGCGGCAGAGGUCGACGUCGAUGUUCGUUGGCGGCGCGCACGAUGCAUUACUGCAGAGGAUGCGCGGAGGGAGACCAGGUACAUCGGGCGGACCAGGUACACCGACGAGUGUAGUAGGUCGAAUGCAGGAUGGACGGCCGAGAUCUCAUGGGUUGCCUGGAUUUGGGGGGGCGGGAGGGGGAGGGGGAGGGGGAGGGGGAGGGAUCUUAGGAGCGGGGGCCGAUCCUCUUGGACUUGGCGGAGGUGGCGGCGGCGGAGAUUUCCGCAUGUUUUUGUCGCCUCCCCCGGCGGGGGGGUGGGGAAGAGGAGGCGCGGGCGGCGGAGGAAAAGCGGUCGAGAAAGGGGGAGAGGGGAGCAGAACGCAGUUGACUUCGCUUGCCGAGGAGAGCGUUAUGGAACGAGGUGGCGGGAAACGAGGAGGGGGGGGGGAGAAUCAGCGGAGCAGCAGUCGUGGGUCGAUGGUUUCCCGCCUUUCGCGGACACAUCUCAUUGAUCGCAAGGCAACAGAGUAUUCCAAGAAACAGCACGGCGUGUGGUCCGCGUACGGCAAGCCGUAUGUUUGCCACGGGGUGCCGCUGCUGCUACCGAGGCACUAUCCGUUUCCUAACAGAGGUGACGGGAAAGAGCAGAAAUUCCCUACCUUUGCAGAGCUCCUACGGCCAGGAACUGGAUUUGGACUUGGGGAUGAACUAGAGAGGUCUCAGCGAUUGCGGCAGGAUUUUGCACGGGCAGAGCCGGUUUCUGACGAAUUUGCCCCCCGGGCAACAAUUACGCUUGCGAGGGAUCUACAGAACUGCAAGUUUCCAAGGGAUGCAAUUCAGAAUGCGGAGUUUGCGAAGACUAGGACAAAGCAAGGUAUGCCCUUGCUGGUUGGCAAUUCAGAAGGCUCAGGAGAAGUGCCGCCAACACCAAAGACUCCUGCCUCAGAAGCCCCUGAUGUGCAUCAUAGGGCCACACUGGCAAAACAUGGGGAAAUGCCAAGAGCUGCGUCAACUGGUCCAAUUCAGAUUUCACCUCUAUCUUUGGAUGAAAAUAGAACAGCGUUGCUAAGUAUGAUCGAUAAUAACCGUCAGCAAUCGACACGUUCACGAUGGAGCACACAGGCAGUCAUUCAGACUCCAAAACACAGAUAUCCACCACUCAACAUGAACCUUCGCGUUUCGACAAACAGAAGACGCCAAUUCUCUUUGUUGAAGCACAGCCAGGCAGCAGAGAUGGUGCUCACUAUGGCACAUGUGGCGAACCAAUGGAAGGUCUUGGAUUGGCGGAGAGAGUUUAUCCGUGCUGGAACUACGAUACGGAGGGAGCUUCUGAGGAAGCUGAAGCAAAAGGAGUUGCGGAGGGAGAAGAUCCAAGCGUCAUCAUCUUUCGAUGCAGGAGUCGUUGAUGUCGUACUUGCUCAUCUUCAACAUAACCCUAUUGGCCAGAGGAUUUCCCGGACAAGGCAUUGCUGGAAUAUUGCACAGGCAGGUCACAAGCCUGGAAUGACCAAUGCGGAUGACUUCAUCUCUGAAGAGGCACGGAGGAUCUUCUUCUUCUAUACACACCUCUGCUCGCUGGCGUCAGUUCGCAGAGCUUCAGAUCCUUUGGUGGAUAUCAUCGUUCACAAAGUCAAAAUGUUGUUGGAAAGCGGCGAAAAAUUGGGGAGGAAUCUGCUUGUGCAGUUAUGCCAUUAUCUUACGACAUUGCCACAUAAAGUCCCAGUGAACAGAAACCCGUACGCGUUGCCGCUUUUGCAGUACAUAAGGAAGGAGGUGCAAUUGUCAGUCACUGAGUUCACAUACAUGCUGAGGACCCUCAGGAUCCUAUGCGAAGCACAGACGGUGGAAGAACCCAGAAGAGACUAUAAUGGGUACACAACGUCAAUCACUCGGCCACCUCGGCAGUAGAGUUCUGGGCUGUAGAAUUAUUCUGGUGAGAGCAUUGCAGAGAGCGCGUAGGAGGGAGAGACGAAGACUCAUCGUCGUCCAAAGGAGCGUGUGCAGAUGACCUAUUGUGCGAAGCGAACAGCAUUGCGAUUGUGUGUUGAUGGUGACUAAUCAGUGGAAUAAGCAGUACUGUUUCCGCCGGCCCGAUAGUGGUUCUAUAUAUAUAACUCCGACGAAACAGUUUGUCACAGCCCCUCGUUUGUUGUCCUCUUCUCCCUCUCUGCCUACGGUUUACCGGGCAGUUCUAUUUGACGAUAUAUAUAUAUUAUAUAUUAUAUGUAUAUAUGUAUGUAUGUAUAUAUGUAUAUAUGUAUACUGGCUUUUACUCUACGCAAGUCUACGACUUUUGUUGCUUAUUCAGUCCCCGGAACACGAGCUUUCCAGCCAGCGGACAGCGAAGGCGCAGAAGGGACAAGUAAAGCGCUUCUGUAAUU